AUGUGGAGUUUGAGGCGUGUCAUUCCGCUGCGACGGGCGAAGUCCUGCCUGCCGCUUAUAGUGACUCGGCGCACUGUCUCAACGGCUGGCUGGGAUGGCGGAAGCAGUCGCAAUGAUCUUAACGGCGAGCCGAAUACAUACUAUGACUAUCUUGACAGCUUCUGGAAUCGCCAGUGGUUUGGUGCCACGGAAAAUUUGGUGCCGGUGCCUGAGUCCUCGCCCUUCGCAGAGGCCUUUGUCAGCUGCCAACAGGCGUUGGGAAUCGAUCCGGCGAUUGCCAUUCUUCUUUUCGGUGCACUCUGCCGACUCUCCACAUUGUACUUUUCGCUCUACGGGGAACGUGCUUCAGAGCGGAUGCGAAAUGCGAUGCGGCGCUUGAAAGCCCCACAUGAGGCGUUUCAGCGCGUGUAUUAUCGUGAGGGGUCCACCGCGCUGGAUAUUCAACUCGCCGCUACGGCAUUGAAAGGUGAGCGCCGGCGUAUCUUUACAGAGGAGAAGACGUCUAAUUUGCAAUGUCUGUCGUCACUUCUAGGGACGCCUAUAGUGCUGCUCGGACUCUUCCAAACGACGGCGCUGUGUGAGAAUCCGAAGCUUGAUGUAGGGACUUCCUCGUUCCUCUGGUGCAUGGCAUUGACGAUGCCAGAUCCAUACGCGGUUUUCCCGAUUGCCUUCUGUUGCCUGACACUGAUGAACUUUGAGUUGUCCAUCAGCAAGGAGCUUAAAACAGGCUGGAUGUUGAACGCCAUUUGGGGGGCCCGCCUUGGGUGUCUCUGUAUCCUCCCAGCGGUAGUGCACAUUCGUGCUGGUGUAGCCCUCUACUUUGUCGGAAUGAGUUUAGUCGGCUUGCUUCAGCCCCUCUUGUUGCGCUCCGCAACGUUUCGCCAGUGGUUCAACUUGCCAACCAAGCAGGAUGUGGAAAAGGCCACCGCCGCCGCAGAUAAUGAUGAACUCCACGCGCGCAUGUCGGUGCAGUUCCCGUACCUGACGCAUCUGCUCAGCCCCGAGUCGGAGGAGAACACAGGCCUCCUAAAAGAUGUGGCAGCGUCUCAUUCGAGUCCCCGUCAUGCUCACACCAAUACCGCCGGCUACGCGAAGGGUAUGAACCCACUCAUGCGGGAAGAGCCACCACGUCCCACGUAUGGGCGGUAUAGUUCGUCUUCAGUCACAGGAGAAGGAGUGGAAGCUACGUCCUCAAAGAAGGGAGCUGAUUUUGCGUCAGCAGGGUGGAAGGCGUCGCGGAUAGAGUUUAGUGAAGAAGAUUUCAUCCCAGAGGUUGGCAACUUCGACAGCAGCAAGAGAAACGGAAAAAAAUAG
This is a messenger RNA of Trypanosoma grayi, 1314 nucleotides long. RefSeq names its product preprotein translocase subunit YidC. The record is from RefSeq and is a predicted model, not a curated record. Gene Ontology annotation, cellular component: mitochondrial inner membrane. The coding region runs from base 1 to 1314 and encodes 437 amino acids. Lineage: Eukaryota; Euglenozoa; Kinetoplastea; Trypanosomatida; Trypanosomatidae. The transcript has a single exon. Gene Ontology annotation, biological process: protein insertion into mitochondrial inner membrane from matrix; mitochondrial respiratory chain complex IV assembly. Gene Ontology annotation, molecular function: membrane insertase activity.